AUGUCCCAAGUAAGCGGUUCACUCAAAUCCUUUCAGGCUUUCGGCUCCUGGGCGAAACUCGUUCCCGGCGAGAUGAAAGUCCUGGUCGUUCUGGGUUGCAAAUGCAACAUCAGCCUCAUCGCGGCUGUUGCAUCCUCGCCGAUAGUUAAGCCCUGUCCUUGUUGCUUCUAUUGCUCCCCACCUUUGCUUCCCGAGACUGACGCCUUUUCCCUCCGCAGGGGCCGCCGGCGGCAGCGACUGUUCAAGCUGAAGUUCCACCACCAGGCGCUCCCGCCGGAGUACCUUGACCACUACGAAGCCAGCCUCCGUCAGGAGCAGCGCGCUGCGGCCGCCGCCUCCGCCAACUCCUCGCCCGCCUGCACGCCCACCACGGCCCGCCACCCGCGCGAGGCCCUGGGCCCCGAGCCCGCCCCCGCGAGGGAUGCGCCCGAGGGGGGGCUGCAGGGGGGCGUGCCCCGGCGCGGCGGGCGCGGGCGCGGGCGUGCGCAGCGCAACUCCAGGCCGAUCACCAUCCACGAGGCGGGGGCGGGGGCCACGGAGGCGCUGCUCAGAGACCUGCUGACGCGGCCGCACCUGCAGCAGGCGGCGCUGCAGCAUGUGGCCUUGGCCCGCGCCCAGUCCGUGCCCUCCAUCAUGCUGGCCAGCCAGCAAGGGGCGCGCAGCCCGCCCAGCCCCGGAGCGGCCGCCCAGGAAGAGCAGCUGCCGUAUAUGGGCGAGAUGCUGCUGGACGCGCGGCCGCGGCGGGGCAGGAAGCCCAAGAAGGCCGACAUCACGCACCUCAUCUCCAAGAACUAUGGCAUACAUGGCGCUGGCCUGGGCGUCGCCGGGGCCAUGCAUGAGCAAGUGGCCAUGCAACACCCGGACUAUUCUCUGCACCACUUGCAGCAGCAGUUAGAGCAGCAGCAGCAGCAGCAGCAGGAGGAGGAGGCGGCCCGCCGCUACAGCCCCAUGGAGCAGGAGUCCUUGGCGCGCUCCCGCAGCUACAGCCUGCUGCAGUCCGCGCUGGCCGCCGCCGAGGCGCAGGACCAGAGCGAGCCGCUCAACCUGUGCGUGCGCGACCGCCCCUUCAAGUGCGAGCCCGAGCAGGUGCAGGCGCGCGGCCAGGUCGACCUUCCCCGGAUCAAGCUGGAGCCGCCCUCCGUCAUCGAGGAGGAGGAGGCCUCGCGGGGCGGCGAGAUGUGCUCCCCCGACGGCGUGGCGUGGGCGGCGGGCGGGCGGCUGGGCGUGCCCUCGCACUGGCUGCACGACUACCGCCUCAAGACGGAGGACGGCCUCAGCUCGGGCCAGUCCACGCCGUCGUUGUGCUCGCAGUCGUCGCACCUGCCGUCGCUGUCGCCGCCCGCCUUCCCGCACAUGUCGCCGCCGCCGCCCCUCGCCUCGCCCCGCAUGCGCCUCUCGCCGCACCUGAUGGGGUGCCCGCAGUCGCCGCACUCGCCGUCGCCCGUCCCGCCCGCGUCGCCGCUGCCGCCGGGACACCACCACCGCCACGUGCACGCGCUCCUCAAGGAGUCGCUGCAGCAGCGCCUGGAGGAGGCCGCCCGGGAGAGACUCUCGCCGCAGGAGACCCUGCUGAAGGAGCGGGGGCGCGGCGGCAGCGCCCGCGGCGCCGGCGGGGGAGCGCGCAGGAAGCGCUCGGCGCUGUUCAUCCCACCGGCCGACCCGAGCACGGAGGUGAGCAUCUGCAAGUUCAAGUUCACGGGCGGCCCCAACCCCAUUCUGGAGGAGAAGAAGAUGGUGAGCGUGGACGCGGGCGGGACGCUGCGCUACUUCAGCGGCGGCGAGCGCGGCGUGGCCAGGGACUCGCGGGCGGCGGCGGCGCACGUCAAGCUCUCGGGCAAGCUGCUCGACAACAUCACGAAGUGCGAGACGGACGUCAAGAAGAUCCGGCUGGAGAGCGACACGGAGGACACGUGCAGCCUGUCGGGGCUGGGCAGCGCCACCACCUCGCCCGUGGGCACGCUGGAGCGGGGGAUGCAGCCGCCCAUGCUGGCGCCGCCCAUGGAGGACUCACCCAAGAGGAAGCGCCGCUCCAAGAAGUCGUCGGUGCGUGAGAAGCUGGAGCAGACGCUGCGCGAGCGCGGCCUCCUCAUCCAGACGCAGCAGGUGGAGUCGGCCGAGGGCGCCACCUACUGCAAGUUCCGUCAGCUGCGCAAGUUCACCCGCUACCUCUUCCGCAGCUGGAAGGACUAUCUCCCCGGCCAGCUGCAGGAGGGGGGAGUUCCGCUGGACGGCUACAACGACCCUCGUCACCCCGCCUUCCCCCACCACCUGGCCCGCGGCCCCCCCACCCCCGACCACCGCUUGACCUCCUCCGCGCCCCUAACCCGACCCUCGCGCGCGGGCGGCGCUCCGCCACCUCAGCCUACCUGGGCAUUUACACUUCUCUCAUAAGACGGGCUGCUUGUGGGUGGUGGCUGCAGACCCCUCCUCCUCCUCGUUUUCCAUCUUCUCUUCCUCCUCCUCCUCCUCCUCCUCCCUUUCUUCCUACUUCUCCCCCUCCUCCUUUCGACCCCAGGUUGUGACGCACAAAGUACAAGAUCCUCUACUCAUUAGCCAGAGAGCACAGGCUGCUCGCCCUCUCUCCGCCGACCCAGACGUGAACACCGAAGCUUGAUGAGAAAAGGGGGCAUGUGGACUCUCACGAAGUCGCAAAGCAAUGAAAUCUCUCCCCUGAAAUCUGAAAGCUUCAGGUCUGAUUUCCUCCCUCGUGAACGGGUGACGCGUGGCCCCUUUUAUCCCCCCCCCCUCCUCCUCCUCCUCCUCCUCCUCCUCCCUCCUUCCUCUACCAUAUUCCCUCUUUAUACGCUCGCCACCAAGAGUGAAUCGGGAUGAACUUUUAAGUUAUACCAAGAGGGAAAAUAAUGAAUUAAUUAUUCUCCUAUCUCUCUCCCCUUUUUCCCUAUUUUCCCUCUAACAUCCAUUCGUUUUCUAUAUAAUGCAUUUUACCCUGAAUGGAAUGUCUUUCCUUCUUACCUCUUUUUCGCAUUUUUCCCCUCACACACACCUUCUCAUCACUCCUUCUUUCGGGGAAAAUAAUAUGUCCUUUUUUCGUGGUCCAAAGAGGUUGUUCUGUGAACGGGAACCUCACACCUUGAUGAGGAGAUGAGGACUUCCAUGUAUAAAAAAAUAGUUUGACAUAGUUACUCUGUACAUACAAGUUUAAUAUCACCGAUAAGUGUCAAGUCUCCCUCCCGCUCAGCCAAGAGCACCGACGAGUGUUUAUCUCGUGACACUUUUUGCCCCUCCUUCCGUCCCCUCCCUCCUCCCCCUCCCUAACUCACUAGGAUCUCUCCUUCGUCAGACAAACACAACUGCGUCUCUCUCUCUCUCUCUCUCUCUCUCUCUCUCUCUCUCUCUCUCUCUCUCUCUCUCUCUCUCUCUCUCUCUCUCUCUCUCUCUCUCUCUCUCUCUCUCUCUCAUUACGUAUCUCUCCUCUUCCUCUCUUCAUCUCCGUGCCUUUUCUAUCCCUAACGUGAUGUUGUUCCCCCUUUCAACAACCUCCCUCCUCCCCCAUCAAGUCUGCCCUUGGGUAUUUCUCAGAAAAAAAAAAACGUUUCGGAUACGAAAAAAACAAAUCUUGUUAUUAUUGAGUAACUGGAAGAGAGAAAUUCGACAUCGUGUGAAGAGUAGAGUCAUCGACUGUUUGAAGACCUUACUACAGUCUUAAAAAAUAACAAGCAAAAACAACUAGUAAUUUACAGUCUGUUGAAGAAAAUCAUCAAAUAUUACCCUGUGAAAUCGGUUAAACAGUGUUUUCAAUAUUGUUAUAUAUGCAACAAGACAAUUAUCAAAUUCCGAAAACAAACAAAAUACCAGCAAGGACAUUUAAGUGUCUCUUCCAGUCUUCUGUAGUUUACCCGUCAAAUCCAAUUUUCUGUCAUGCAUUCAACGAGAGAAAUGUGCUUUUCAAGGGGUGACUACUCAAAACCAAAAGCGGUGGACGCCUUACACUCUGGAGAUACUCAAGUGGUGACAACGUAACAUCACGUUCGUUAAGUGUUUGUGUCUUUCAUAACCUCAUCUGGAGAAGCGAAUAAACAACUAAUGCUCUUGAAGAAAAAGAAAAUAAGGUCCGAAAUGAACCCUUCUUUUGGGAAAUUUAACAGAAAUCUAAGGAAUGUAAACAGAAACACACGUAUUUAUAUCUUUUUUUCCCCUGUAUGCAUAUUCAAAGCUUUAAAUCUAUUGGCAUUAUCACAUGAACGUUGAGGCUUAAAAUUAUUACAUUUUUGUCAUUGGUUAACCUGCAGUAUUCUGGAAUAAUUGCAGAGAUGCGAGAAUUGGGUGAUAUUCUGGGCCGUAAUUUUGUAUAAAAAAAAAUAAAAAAUGACUUCGUAUAAUAACUUCUCAGGUACAAAUGUUGUGCCAUGGUCAGUUAUUUUGACCCUUUAUGUAGACAUAUCAUUAAUCCAUGUAUUUUAUUUCCUUUCCAUUUCUGAUUCGAGGCAAAAAGGCAAACAAACAAUAAGACGGAAUGGUAUAAACAAAAAGGAAUAAAAAAACAACAAUAAUAAUAAUAAUAAUACUAUAACGUAGUGAUGUGUUCCCAUAAAGGUUAAGAUUAUUCGGCCUCGACACAAACUGACAAAUUACAGUAAAUAUUACAGCAAUAGAUCUGCCAAGUUUGUGAUAGAAACUAACUGGUCGGUCGUUCCAGAUUGCCGUCGACCCAACGCUGGACCCGGUGUUCAACUUUGUUCCAUGUGUUGUUGAUGUUCCCUAUGCUGGGUCGUUCGUGAUGUUCAUGAUACUUGACCGUUAUUAUAAAUAUAUUUGUUCAAUUCCCCCGUGUGAACUCUUGGAUUUUUAUCUCUCUAUGAUUCCUAUGUGUGCCGUUUUUUUAUUAUUAUGAUCUUACUGCCAUAGUUGAAGUGUUCUCUACCAGUGUGUUGAUCACACAUUAUGUUAGGCAAUUUUGUGUUCUUGUUGUAGCAAUAAAUUGACACUAUAUAUAUAUAUAUAUAUGUAUAUAUAUAUAUAUAUAUAUAUAUAUAUAUAUAUAUAUAUAUAUUGUCACUUCUGGUGCCUUUAGGAAUAUCGUCAAAACGUGAUGCUGAUUUGCAAAGGAAUGAUUGGAUGAUAUUCCCAGCAAUCACUAUAAACGUUUGGAAAGUGCGACAUGUGUAAGAGAAUUGAGUGAAUAAAUAACAACUGAGCAUCGGGUUCACGCGGGUCGACUGUUGAUUGUACCAUUUGAUUCCCUGUCCUGCCUGGAUGUUAUUUUUUUGUUACUUCACCAACCAGAAAUUGUGUAUAUUAUGAGUUUUUAUGUAUAUUUAUGCUCCAUAAUGCCUGUAUAAAUCGAUAUAUGACUAAUAUAUUUAGCAAAACCAGAUUAAUACACGAUACUGUUCGCGAGUAUAAAAAAGGAAUGAUCUAGAAAUUUUACUUAUUCUAAGUGCGUUUAAAGAAUUCAUGUUUUCAAAAAAUGUAACAAUUCAGAUGACUGAACAAAAGAUGAUGAUAAAUAGGUGUAUGAGAGAGAGAGAGAGAGAGAGAGAGAGAGAGAGAGAGAGAGAGAGAGAGAGAGAGAGAGAGAGAGAGAGAGAGAGUGAGAGAGAGAGAGAGAAAGAAAGUGAAAGAGCCUGAGUGAUUUAUCAAAACAAUUCAUAACAACAAAUAGAAUAAAACAACAACAACCAAAAGUAGAUAUAUCAACAGAAAGUUAAAAGAAAAGCUAAGUAAGAAAGUAUUUAAGAGAGAGACACCGAGGGAUAGUGAAGUUAGAGUGAAUGUCAAUCUGAUCGUGUGUGUGUUUUUUUUUACCGAGAAUUUUGUUUAUUUUUGUUGCCAUUAGCAUUCACAUUUUUUAAAAAAUUGUUGUCAAGCAGAUUAUUGUGCAGUAUAUUUCCUCUCGGUUUAUCGAAAAAUGCACAAAUGUAACUUGUGAUUAUUUAGAUUAUGAGAGGGAAUUGAUGUAAAUUACCUAUGUAUUUAUUUUUCAUUUCUUAAUUUUAUUUUUUAGAUCAGUUACCCAGCUUAACCCCCCCCCCCUUGCCGCCCCCCCCCAAGAGAAAGAUGAAGAAUUAAGAGGAAAAUGACAUGACAUUUCAUCUGACACAGUGUUCGUGUCAUUAUUUAAAAGCAUUUUUACCCUCUUAUUUCUUAAACUGCACAUAGACCAUCCUUAAACACUGCAAAGAAACACAUUCCGUCAUCAUCGUGAAUCAGAAAUAAAAAGAACAUAAGAAUAUACAAGAAUAUAUACAUAUAUAACAAAAACAAAAAAAAAUUACACUUUAGGUCCCUUUGCCCCGCCCAUACCCCCCCUUCGGCCACGCCCCCCUUACUGGUGAAGAGGGUGUUGUGGCCACUCCCCCCCACCCCCCCCUCCCUUUCGCAACCUAAGAGCCGUUUUUUUGUUUUUUUUUUGGCCGCGGUAGUUAAUAUAAGUAUUUAAAUAGCUUCCUUACCCGAUUUUGGUCGAUUCUUGUCUUUGUUUUUUUGGAGUCUGUUGUAUUUGUUAGGCCGUUUUUGUUCUUUUGUUUCUGGAGUUUUUUUUUGUUUUUGUUUUUAAUGGUUUUUGUUUUAAGUCCUCCCCCCCCUCUCUCUUCCCUCCUAAACCCCCCUUUUUUCAAUACUGGUCUGUGUUUUUUUAUUUGCGAUUUGCAUAAUGGUAAUACAUUUAUGAGUGUUCACUGGCUUUCACAACUGGCUGAUAUAUCUACGUCUUACAGAAUAAUUAUAAAAAAAAAUGUUCCGCACAAGUUUACAUAUUAGAUUUGACAAAAAAAACAUGAAGCUAAAUCAACAAAGAAACCAGCUUUAGCAAAAAAAAAAAAAAAAAAAAAAAUUUCUAGAUCACAAAAUUCUAAAGAAGGAAAAACAAACUCGCGACAUCAAUUCAGUCUAGCGCGCGGUGGCAGCUCUAGUCUAGUUGUUAGGGAAGAAUGAGCUUUACGAUAGGAUAGUUUAAGGGCGAGUUUGUGGAUUGUUAACCUGAUACACCAUCUCUGUUAACUCAGUGAUUCCCGAUUCCCGUUUUCUGUUCUCGCGAGGGAGAGUCCAUUUUCUAUAUGUAUAAGGUUUUGAUCCAAUAGGUUUAAACAAAAAAAUACAAAAAAAUGUCUUACAAAAAAAUCUUUUUUUUUUUUAUUGCCUCAGAUUGAAUAUAUUUUUUAUUCCAUCUCGGGGUACUUAUCAUACCGUUUCUAUACCACAAUUAUUACUUGUUGACCAUCGAAUAAAGAUAUUCUAAUGAAAAAAAAAA
Penaeus chinensis is the source of this 7210-nucleotide messenger RNA. RefSeq lists its product as uncharacterized. The transcript has 2 exons. Bases 1 to 2391 code for a protein of 796 amino acids. NCBI's taxonomy places the organism in Eukaryota, Metazoa, Arthropoda, Malacostraca, Decapoda, Penaeidae. The record is from RefSeq and is a predicted model, not a curated record.